Cynara cardunculus var. scolymus (artichoke) is the source of this 970-nucleotide messenger RNA. Its product is annotated as single-stranded DNA-binding protein, mitochondrial. The coding region runs from base 7 to 651 and encodes 214 amino acids. The transcript has 6 exons. Lineage: Eukaryota; Viridiplantae; Streptophyta; Magnoliopsida; Asterales; Asteraceae. Gene Ontology annotation, cellular component: mitochondrial nucleoid. Gene Ontology annotation, molecular function: single-stranded DNA binding. The record is from RefSeq and is a predicted model, not a curated record. Gene Ontology annotation, biological process: mitochondrial DNA replication; positive regulation of helicase activity.
GAAAACAUGAGUUCACUCGCAAGGAAGCUGGCAAGAUCAUUACGCGUAUCCCUUCCUUCCACAUCCACUACUUCAUCAGCAGUGGGCGUGGAAGGAAGCUUGAAGAGAUUUUACUCAUCAUCUGUUCCGGUGGAUAGUGGUGAUGAGGGAGAGGGCAUUGAAGGUGAUACAAUUGAUGAUGAUGAUUUUCUGCGUGAAAAGCCAGAGUUACAGAUGCAAGGGGUUGAUCCCAGAAAGGGUUGGGGGUUUCGAGGUGUGCAUAAGGCAAUUAUAUGUGGAAAGGUUGGGCAACCACCUCUGCAAAAGAUCCUCAGGAAUGGUAGAACUGUUACCAUCUUCACUGUUGGGACAGGAGGCAUGUUUGAUCAAAGAACAAUUGGAGCCAAAGAUUUGCCAAAACCAGCUCAAUGGCAUCGUAUUGCUGUACACAAUGACGCACUCAGUGCUUAUGCAGUUCAACAACUUGCCAAGAACUCUUCAGUUUAUAUCGAGGGUGAUAUUGAAACCAGAGUUUACAAUGACAGUAUCAAUGGAGAAGUUAAAAACAUACCAGAGAUCUGCAUUCGUCGUGAUGGAAAAAUUCGUCUCUUCAAAACAGGAGAAAGCAUUAGCAGUAUAUCUUUUGAUGAACUACGCGAAGGAUUGAUUUAACUGACGGUCACUCGGUACAUGACAAACGUCAACUUCGCUGAAGAACCCUAAAAGGUGAAGCAAAUUUAAAGAAAGCUUACCAAAGGGCAGAUAAGUUUGCAACCAAACCAGGAGGAUGGUGUUGCCUUAAAUCUUGAUUUGACCCACAUUCUUGCUUUCAAGAUUUAUCCCACAUGUUUCUGCAAUGUGGUUUCAUGUUCUUUGUUUGUUUUUGUUUCUUCUCAUCACCCACUUAUUAUGCUGACAUGUGGUGUUUGUAAUUCUUGUUAAGUUCAACCUUUAGGGGCCGUUUGGUUCGCGGAAUUCGAAGGAAUUUGAC